Molecule: messenger RNA, 1634 nt
Organism: Saccoglossus kowalevskii
Lineage: Eukaryota; Metazoa; Hemichordata; Enteropneusta; Harrimaniidae
Product: cilia- and flagella-associated protein 44-like
Molecular function (GO): protein binding
Source: RefSeq, a predicted model, not a curated record
CCUGAACUGCGCGUGCGUAAGUUGCAUAGCAACAAACCCAAAUUUUCAAGAUGGAGGACGAUACACAGGCCAAAACAGAAGAAAACACAGAGAGUAAACCAGAAGCCACAGAAGAUGAAGCUGAACAACCAGCAGAGAAUCCUGCUGAAACGGAAAAUGUAGAAAUAGCUGAAGAAGGUAAAACAAAUGAAACAACAGCAAAUGAUGGGGAAGAUAAACCACAAGAGGAACAGCCAGAGGCAGUGGAAGACAAAACCAAUGAUGAAGAGAGUAAAGUAGAAGAAAUGCCAGCAGAUGAGGGGGAGGAUAAACCACAAGAGGAACAGCCAGAAACAGCGGAAGACAAAACCAAUGAUGGGGAGAGUAAAGUAGAAGAAACACCAGCAGAUGAGGGGGAAGAUAAACCACAAGAGGAACAGCCAGAGGCAGCAGAAGACAAAGCCAAUGAUGAGGAGGGUAAAGUAGAUGAAGCUAAAGAGGAUGAGGGGGAGGCAGGUGACAAAUUGACAGAAGGGGAGGGGGACAAACCUCCAACUGAAGAAGGGGAGAAAGAUCCAGAAUCAAGUAAAGAUGAAGAGAACAAAACAAAUGAAACACCUGCGGAAGGUGAUGAAGUAAAGACAUCGGAGGGAGAAGCAUUGGUUGAAGAAACAGCAGCUGAUGGUGUAUCAACUGAGCAAGUAGAGCUGGAAGAAAGUAAGCCAAGUGACGAAGAAACUGCUGCUGCGGAAUCUGAAGAGAAGAAAGAUGGAGAAGACACAGCACCAGCUGAGGUUGCCAAUGGGGAUGAUAAAACAGAAGAGACUGAGAAGAAAGAGGAAGAAGUUGAGAAGACAGAGGAUAAGCAACCUGAGGGGGAUGAGGCUGAGAAGAAAGACGAUGACGCAGCAGAGGGCGAUCAAGAGGUCAAAGAGGAGGCUGAUGUAAAAGAUAAAGGAGAAACCGACGGCGAUGCCAAAAUUGAGGACAGCAAAGAUGCCAAAGUUGAAGGUGAACAGGAUCAAGUUCCUGAGGGUGAAGAACACCCCCCUGUCAAAGAGGAAGAUAAAAUUGCAGACAAUUUUUACUAUGAAAUAGAUGAUCACAUUUCAAUAGCGAGAUGUACUGAAGACUCUGGUCUACCGAAUAAUUUGCUGUCAUUGCAUCAUUCGUUUGGUUAUGAUUGUAAGAAGAGGUCUAAUUUGGAAAUGCUGGAUCCUAACACAGUUAUCUUUGCGGCUGGUAACAUAGUAGAAUUACUGAAUCUACAGACUGCUGAGCAGACGUAUAUACGCAGUUCCUCAGGAGGUGGUAUCGGCGCAAUUGCCGUUCACCCAAGCAGAAAGUAUUUUGCUGUUGCUGAGAAAGGAACGAACCCCAACAUAAACAUCUUUGAGUAUCCGUCACUAAAACUCUACCGUAUUUUACGUGGCGGUACAGAGAAAGCAUACUCUUUCAUUGAUUUCAAUCCAUCGGGGGAAAUUAUUGCGUCUGUUGGUUGCGAUCCCGAUUUCAUGCUGACUGUAUGGGACUGGAAGCAGGAACAUAUUGUGCUGAGGUCCAAAGCAUUUUCACAAGACGUCUUUCACGUUACGUUUUCACCAGACAAUGAGAAGCAUUUGACAAGCAGUGGUGUCGGUCACAUCAGGUACUAA